Molecule: messenger RNA, 6350 nt
Organism: Gaeumannomyces tritici R3-111a-1
Lineage: Eukaryota; Fungi; Ascomycota; Sordariomycetes; Magnaporthales; Magnaporthaceae
Exons: 2
Coding region: 431-5596 (1721 amino acids)
Biological process (GO): deadenylation-independent decapping of nuclear-transcribed mRNA
Cellular component (GO): P-body
Molecular function (GO): protein binding
Source: RefSeq, a predicted model, not a curated record
GUCGGAGCUUCAUUCGUGCCUUCCCAACCUCUGCCCUUCCUGCUCUCUUCUCCCACGAGAGGUGGAUUCGACUUGGCUUCUCUUCCUGCAGCUCGUCUGGACGAAAGACAGAGGCUCCAGUCCCAGUGACGCGUCGUUGAUUAGCCAGCGUUCUCGCUUCGCCGACUGUAUUAAUCAUUGAUUUCGUUCUGCCCCAUUCCUUCCGCACCUGCAUUUGAACCUUUUUCCCACCGCCCGCUGCCUGAGCGAUCGCCCAAUUUCGUUCCGCACCAAACCCUCUGGGGCCGGAAUAGCUGAUCGCUCAUCGGCGCCAUCGCAGUCCAUUCAUUCCAGUGCUCGCCCGAGCAGCCAGGUUCCUCUCUGCCCCAGGCCCACGGCGCUGUGAAAUACCAGCGUUGUGCGCCUUGCUCUCGCCGAGUCACCUGCCAAGAUGGAGGCAAACGGCGGUGGUGGCCUGGAGUCGCUGCUGGCGCAGCUGCGGAGGACCUCCAACCAGGAAGCUCCUCAGCAGCAGCACCAACACCAACACCAGCAGGCCCAGCACCAGCAGUAUCACAGCCAGCAGCAGCCGCCGCUCCAGCAGCCUCAGGCUCAGCAGCCGCAGCAGCGACCAGGCCAGAACCCGACCCAGGACUUGCUCGCCCAGUUCACGUCGUACCACCAGGCCAAUCCCGCACCCUACUAUGGCGGCCAACAGCAGCAGCCGCAACCGCAGCAGCCGCAGUCUCGCGGCUCGCCCCAGUACCCGGACUCGCCUUACAAUCCCGCCGCGCACGCGCCCGGCAUCAUGGAGUCGCACAUGCCUGCCGCCCCGUCGCCUCCGACCGGCGCCUUUCCCAACACCCAGUUCCCCCCGGGCAUGCCACUAUACGCACGGAACAAUAACAACAACAAUAAUAACGGACAGGCCCAUCGCUCGUACGGCGCCUCAUCCUACCCGCGCGAGGAGAGUGGCGACGCGAACAGCACUGAGCGCCAGGGAAACCUGCUCAGCCUGCUCAAAUUCAGCGGCUCGGGACAGGACCAGCAGGACGACGAGUAUCCGGCCCCCACCAUGCCUCCCCCGGCCCGGGAUGAGCCUGCUCGCGAUUCCCUGAUCCACGCCCCGGCUCCUGCGCCCUCGGAUCCGACUGGCCUCCUUGCUGCCCUUAUGAGGGGCACCGUCAAGGACGAGCCUCACCCGGAGCCCCACGUCCAUGCGCAGCCUCCCCAGCCGCCACAACAGGCCCAGCCCUGGAACUCGACUGCCCAGUCUGCCGAGUCCCAGCAGUAUCUGCUGAACCUGCUGAACCGCCCGAAACCCAGCCAGAGCGAGGCCACCUACACAUCUGCAACCUCGCAGCCGGAGCCGACCCCAGCCCACUCGAGCGAGGGCACUAGGGACUACACUCCCCACAGUCCCGAGACCGAGGUUCCUACCGCUCCCUUCGAGUUCGAGUCUCCCCAGCCAGCCAAGUACGAGGCGCCACCUCCAGUGCACGAUGCUCCCUCGCAACAGAAGCCGAACAUGUUCAGCUACAACAACCCAUUCGAAGAGCUUGCCCAGUCGUCUCCUCUGAACCGGACCCCAAAGGCCGCCCCUGGAUCUGCUAGCGGUGUUCCGAGCCCUGGUCGGACCGCCACCCUGCCUAUUCAGAUUCUGAAGAAGCCCGUGUCGUCGCCCGCAGGCUCCGAGAGCAAGCGCCAGCGCCAGGAGCCAACCCCGCGCGACACGCCCGAGCACUCUCGCCACCAGGCCGAGAAUGACAGUGCUGUCGACCGCGAGAUGGAGACUCCUGCUCCGCUUGUCGUUACCGUUUCCCCGCGACCCGAGAGACGCGAUGACAUGGCUUCCGACGACGAAGCCGCACAGGCUGCCCACGCCCGAGCUGAGCACGAGAAGGCCCAGGCCAAGAUCGAGCAAGACCUCGAGGCAAUGCUGAAGGCCAAGACUGAUCGCGAUUUCGAGGAGUCGGCCCAUGCUGCUGCGCAGGCCAUCAAGAAGGAGCUCGAGAAGGACUCCAAUAGCUCCAUCCUUGAGGAUACCCUCCCGACCGAGGUCGCGCAGGUCGUCAAGGAGAUUGUGGACGAAGCCGCCAACGCGCCCGUGGCGGACAGCUGGGAGAGCGCCGAGGCCGAGGCCGAGGCCGACGGGAUCGUUGUGGUCGAGGAGGACGAGGCUGAGACGCCCGUCGUCGUCUACAACCUCCCCAUGAAGCCAUGGAUUUCCAUCACGGUUCAGGACAUCAAGGAAGACAAGGACACGCGCCCCGUGUUUCGCGAGGAGGCUAUUCUCGACAUUGCCCGGCUCAAGAAGGAUUUUGACCAAGUUGACCGCAACUUGGUCACUGCCACAGAGAGCUACAUGGCAUACGGUAUGUCCAAGGCCGGCGGCCUGCGCGUGAUUCGGCAGAUGGACGGUAAGGACGCCAAGCUCUUCACCGACACCAAGGAUCGCAUCUUCAACCUUGCCAUUUCCUCGACCCCUACCGACCAGCCCGAUGUGAUCCAUAAGGAGGCAAUCAUCGGGACCGGCAUCAGCGGCACCGUCUACUGGGUGCAGGUCAAGGACGGCGAGAAGGAUCACCUGGAGGAUGCGCACCCGGAGCAGUACGGCUUCGCUCUCCCGCCCAUCACAUCACACGAAGGUGACGCCCCCGGUGGUGUGCUCAAGACCCGAGCCCGGACGUCGACCAACCACCCCGAAUACUUCGCCGUAGGCCGGGGCAAGUCGAUCAACAUUGUCUGGCCGGGCUUCAUCCUCAAGAACGGUCUGUUCAGGGCCGGCCAUGACCGCGUCGUCGACACGGAGCGUCUCGCCAAGGAGUGCUCUCUGAAGAUCAACACGGGCAAGGCUGGCAAGGACUUCACCUUCAGCCAGGAUGACACUACGAUUGUCUCGCUCGAUAAGUCGGGCCGAGUCAAGUUCUGGGACGUUCGCGAUCUCACUGCGGCGAAGGACGGCAGCGACUUUCCCGCGCACACAUGCCUCGAGGUCAAGGAACCUCUCAUGACCCUUACGACGACUCCCGAAGGGGAAAAGGCCUGGCCCACUUCUGUGCUACUCCUAGAUAAGCUCAGGCCGUACCAGAAGCGCGGGGCCCUUCGUUACAUGAUCGUCGGCAUGAAGCAGAAUCACACACUGCAGCUCUGGGACCUUGCCCUGGGCAAGCCCGUCCAAGAGUUCAAUCUGCCGCACGGCAAGGAGUCGGACGCCGUGUGCAGUGUCAUGUACCACCCUCCGACGGGCAUGGUUGUAGUCGGCCACCCAACGUGCAACUCGGUCUACUUCCUCCACCUCUCGGCACCAAAGUACUCGAUGAAGAACAUCUCCCAGGUCGAGUACAUCCAGAAGCUCACGGCCCAGGACUCGUCGAUCCCGCAGCCCGAGUCUACCGCCGUUAUCAGUGGCAUCCGCGAGUACUCGUUUGGCAACCGUGGCAUCCUGCGCAGCCUUGACAUCCUGCAGAACCCGACCAACAGCGAGGGCGACGACCAAGCCCUGUUUGAGCUCUACGGAAUGCAUUCCAAGGGCGUUACUUGCGUCGUUGUGAAGCAGGCCGAGCUUGGUUGGACGAGGGACAACAAGGUUAUCUCGCCCAAGAACGCGGUCGAGAGUGGUCUGGUUAAGAUUGACAAGCUCAAGGCGCCGCUGGUGCCCCAAGAGCAGCAGCCAGCAGGGUCACAGCCGCCUGCGCACGGUCUGGAGGAGUCGCAGCAAACCCAGCCUGUCGGAUUCAAGGCCAUCGUUCCUCGCCCUAACGGCAAGGAGACUCAGCAGCAGUCGACCUCGCCCGACGACAACACCGCGUCGCCUCGCAAGUCUGCAGAUAUCGCUACGCCCGCCAAAGCCAAGGAGGCCAAGGACGACGAGGCCCAGCCCACGCCCGCCGCCGAGAAGCCGGAGAAACAGCGCAACCGCAAGAAGAAGGGGGCCGCUGCUGCUGCCGCGGCCGCCGGUGCGGACCAAGGCCUUGCGGCCAACUCUAACGUGGCCAACGCCGUCUCGCCUCGCGUGGGCCCUGCCAAGACCGAGUUCAAGGCUAUCCCCGCGCCGCCUGUCAUCACCCAAGAGUCGCUCGAUGCCAGCAUCAAGACGAUGGAGCAGCGCAUCCGGGAACACCUCGCGCACGAUAUCCAGAACUCGCACAACAUCUUCGUCAAGAAGAUCGACACGGCCUCCAACAAACGCGAGGCCGACUUCGAGGACAAGUUCAAGGUGCUUCUUGAUAUGGUCUCAAGCGUCCUCAACGACAACACCCAGGAGGUUCUUGACCAUAUUAUCCUCAAGCAGUUCAAGACUACGCUUCUCCCGGCCAUGCGCGACGACAUCGCCAAGUCAAUCUCGGACCAGGUCACCACCAAGGUCUACAGCCAAGUCAGCAGAUCCAUCCAGGGCGAGGUGCAAAAUUCGCUGCCUUCCUCUGUCUCCAACGCGCUUCGGCAGCCGGACCUCAUCAAGGCACUGGGUGACGCUGUCGCUAGGACCGUCAGCCGCGAUGUUGCCGAGAUCAUUGAGCAUUCAGUGACUUCGCGAGUCGUCCCUCACUUCCCCAACAUUAGCGCCCAGGUGGCCAAGGCCAGCGAGGAGAUCGCCCGCCUCCAGCAGAUCCAGCGCGCCGAUGCUGCCAAGAUCGACGAGCUCGUCAGCUUGACUACUCGCCUGACCGAGACCGUGUCGUCGAUGGCUGCUGCGCAGAACCAGUUCCAGAGCGAGUUCCUCAAGAUGCAGGCGCCGGCUCCGCCCCAGCACAGCAGCCUCCACCAGCAGGCCCAUCACCAGCCAGCGCCUGCUGCCCUCCCUGCUGUCCCCCAGCACAUGCAGCAUCAGCACCCAUCACAGCAGCAAUACGGUGGCCAUGUGCACCAUCAGCAGCAGCACCAACAGCCGCCCUCGCAGUACUCGCAGCACUCGAUGCACCACCAACAGUCGCCCAACGCCGCAGCUGCCCAUGUGCGCUCCCAGGGCGGCAGUGUCGCGUCUGGCAUGGGCCCGCCAUCGUACCACAGCCCGAGAUCCCACUCGAACCAGGUCGCCAGCCCUUCGCACUCGCAUGGUCAUGUCUCGCAGCCGCAGCCUCAGGCUCCCAGCUCUGGAGUUGGGUCGCAGCUGGUGUACAUGCCGAGCAACCAGGAGGCACGCCUGCAAGCCGAGCUUGAGCAGGUUGUCUCGCAGAUCGAGGGGCUUAUGGCUAGUCACAACUUUGACGACGCCAUGAUGCGCUGGCUCCAGGCCACCCCGCACGAGCAGGAGGUGUUCAGGCGUGUGCUGAACAAGUACAACCCGGAUUUCAUCCACAACCUCCAGCCUUUGGUCCUUCUGUCUGUUGGCGCUACUGUCUCGCAGGAUCUGGAAGGGUCCGUUCUUCGGGAGAAGCUGGCGUGGAUCGAGAUGGUCCUCCUGGUCUUUAACCAGCUGCUCAUGAAGCAGGAAUUGGACGAGGAUAUCAUCCAGAUCACGCCCAAGAUCCUGGAGCUCAUCAAGACCAGGAUCGAAACGGUCUUUAUGCGCAUCAGCAACACGUCAGCCAAUGACUCGUCGCUCAAGAACCUCGCGCAGAUGAUUGCCCUGAUCACCCGCAUGGUCAACCAGAUCAAGCCCCGUCCCCCGUACUAAAGUUGUGCGGAUUCGGAGUUAUAAUAACUGAUGGAGGGAGAGGACUGGGGAGCUAUUCUGAAGGACUCGGCCUUGGCGCGGUGUCUUGCAUGACUAUCACAUCGAUCAAGUUCAAAUGUUGGCUUAGCAAACGGAGGAGCCGGGCGUUGCUCUGACUGACUGGAUUACUGUACAAAGUCGCGAGGUCGGAAAUAAUGGGGGCUUUUGUGGUUUGAGCUGCGAGAGCGGCACAAACUGCGAGUCCUGUUGCCUUCUGCCCCGCGGACUCAUUUUCUGCUUAUUUUCGAUCUUGGGUGGCUGGUCUUUGUGUCUUUGUAGUGUUUUAUUUCCUUAGCUGUGACUUGGGCGUUCGUUUUCUCUUUCUUUUUACACGCCGUAUUCAUUUCUCGUUGGCGAGCUUGCGGGGAAGGGAAAAGCACAGCCUUGGUGUUUCUCUGCUUACUACCAUGAUCCUGACCCACCACCUUCUGUUCUCCGUCUCUUUCUACCCCGAUCUUCCACAUCAUGGUCUCGCCGCGGCGCAUGUCUUGACCUCGUCUCGUAUCUCGUAGGCGCGGAUCCGGGAUGGUUUCGGUGAUUGGUGCCACUUCUUUUCUGUUUCUUCACCUUUUUUUCUGAUGAUGACAUUUCUACGAGAUCCCCUUUCAAGAUCCCCCUUCUUCCCCCUUUCCGACGCCCGCAUGAACACACGCAGAAUAAUAAUAUUAAACGCUGUCUCGACGCACAACCCUGGACAUUGGUGAUCUGUCUCGCC